This is a messenger RNA of Heteronotia binoei (common prickly gecko), 791 nucleotides long. RefSeq lists its product as uncharacterized. NCBI's taxonomy places the organism in Eukaryota, Metazoa, Chordata, Lepidosauria, Squamata, Gekkonidae. The transcript is spliced from 2 exons. The coding region runs from base 362 to 493 and encodes 43 amino acids. The record is from RefSeq and is a predicted model, not a curated record.
UGAGACGCAAAACCGCGCGCGCUGUGGAGAGCGGGAGGCGGUGCUUCGACAUCUCCGGCCGCCCCGCCCCUCUACUUGCCUUGCGCGGACGAACCCAGGCGCUUGAAUCUCUUCAGCCCCUCCCUCUUCCUCUCCUCGGUCACUUUUCUCCCUUUCUGCCGUCAGCGCCUCGUUAGCAACCUCGCCAGACCGGACCUGCGCGUGGCCGCGCCGCCUGCUCCUUCUCUCUCGCCGGUGCCUUCGCGCCCUGUAUGGUCCAUCGUCGCCACCCUGCUCCGGCACCACCUCCGCGGCCGCCUCCUCUUCUCUCCGGCUCAGCUCCUUCUGCCCCCGGCGGUGGCGCCCUCAGCACCCAGGCUGUAUGAUCAGGCUACAGUCUUCAAUGAGUAACCAUAUUCCUUUCUGUGGUGUUCUUGGUCACACAUUUAUGGAGUUUCUGAAGGGCAGUGGGGACUACUGCCAGGCACAGCACGGCCUCUAUGCAGACAAGUGAACUGUAGAAGUCCAUUACUACUCCACCAAGAAGCCCCCUUAAGAGCGGUUACCAAGAUAAGAAGUGUUGAAUUGAAAUUGGCAGAGCAUUUUACAAAGGAGUUCAGACCUGGAUGGGGUAACCUCAGUGCACUGCCUUUCUUUUUGCCUCAGUAUUACUGAAUUGAAGAAUUGCUGCUUCUUGUUUUAAGAGGUUCAUUUCAUUUCCCAUCACUCCUAAAGUUCAUACUUGUCAGUACUUUCAAGUGGCUUUUAGUAAAGUAGACUUCCAUUCCUCUGCAUCACUUCUGUUAAUUUUU